Molecule: messenger RNA, 1297 nt
Organism: Colletotrichum destructivum
Lineage: Eukaryota; Fungi; Ascomycota; Sordariomycetes; Glomerellales; Glomerellaceae
Product: Putative glutathione S-transferase domain superfamily
Exons: 4
Coding region: 436-999 (187 amino acids)
Source: RefSeq, a predicted model, not a curated record
GUACUGGCCCAUCUUUGUGAGCGGCCUGCAAGGUGCAACAACACCACACUCGCGGCUUCGCGAUAGACAUGCGGCCCGGCUGCAGUCAUCUCGAGGAUCUGAUCAAGCACCUUCUCGGGUUUCGUCAUCUAGAAGUGGUGGUAGGUGUGUGUGUGUGUGAUUGGUCAGCAUCAAUGAGUUUGGGCUCGUGAGAUGUUGUCGUCACGCAAGGGGAGGCAGCGGGGGCCCUUCCCACCAGCUGCUGAGCAACGACGUGCAGAGAACGAGCCCUGAAAAGCCGUGAGUAGUUAUUUCGACCUCGCCAUCGGGCUAUCUGCGUGAACAGGGUAAUUUAAGACAACCUGGGUUCCAGCGCCCUUUCUCAUUAAGGAACAGUUUACAACCCCAGUCAAGCAGUUGUUCAAGAAAAUUCCUUAAAACCGAAGACCUGACAUUAUGUCUUCCACGGAAACCGUUGCCCUCUACGGCCACGGCAAGCUCAGAUUCGGUUCUGGCCAUCUUACUGACAAUCGACCCAAAGGCUACACCCCUAAUCCGGCGAAAGUGGCCAUGAUCCUGGAGGAGCUCGAGCUUCCCCCUGUCAUGGUCGACCUCGCCGUCGGACCCGAACUCGGGAGUUCGCCCUCUGGGAGUUCGGCGCCAUUAUUGAAGUGCCUUGUCGAGACUUACAACGCCAGCGGCAGGGUCUCGCAUCCGUCGUCGCCGCAACAGUUUCUCGUGAAGAAGCGGCCGUGUUUCCAGAUAUCGCGCCAGGUUCGUAGCCCCCCUCCCCCCCUUCUCCCCUUUGCUUCCGGUGGUUCGCUCCUCGCUCCCACCUUCGCGACAGCUUUCGUGUGGGGCCCCUACUUUGGCCAGCUCAGCUGGGUCAAGAUCCUCCACUCAGAGGACGUUCCUAGCGCAAAGCAGCGCUACGAGGAGCAAACCGUCCGCAUCCUCUCCGUCCUCUACCGCGCCCUCGGGGGGAAGCAGUACCUCGUCAGAAACAGAGCGUGCGUUUGACCCUACCUACCCCUGCUGUCCGCCAUUCUCAAGUUCCCUCUUUCGCACUUGUCCCUGAUCACGUUCUCAACUCACCCAGGCUCUGGGCCCACUGCUGUGCAAACCGAAGAACUGACAAGACCAAAAACCUAAGAAUCUACGUUGACAUGGCCUUCAAGACUGGGAACUAACUCGCCCGACGUCUACGUGGUAUCUCCUGAACAGCUAAGUGGGACAUCGACGGCAAGUACCCCGACUACGCCGACUGGACCGCCCGGGUCCGCGCCCGGCCCGUCCUCGACGACGUCUUGAAGACCAU